This is a messenger RNA of Hippocampus zosterae (dwarf seahorse), 5742 nucleotides long. RefSeq names its product discs, large (Drosophila) homolog-associated protein 4a (gene dlgap4a). Bases 495 to 3842 code for a protein of 1115 amino acids. The record is from RefSeq and is a predicted model, not a curated record. Gene Ontology annotation, molecular function: molecular adaptor activity. NCBI's taxonomy places the organism in Eukaryota, Metazoa, Chordata, Actinopteri, Syngnathiformes, Syngnathidae. Gene Ontology annotation, cellular component: glutamatergic synapse; postsynaptic specialization. The transcript has 11 exons. Gene Ontology annotation, biological process: signaling.
UGCUGACAAAACACGCACGCGUGGUGAUUCAUCCACUGCGAGGCCGUCAUUGCGGCUCCGUUGGGUUGAUUUCGUGGGCUGAGUGUUUGGUCGUGGCCCUCGGACGCCCCCACGCCACCCCCACCCGCCCCGCACUCAUCCCACGUCUCUUCGGAGUAAAAAGGCUGCUGCGGCAUCAGCGGCAGCUUCCCAACAGACAUUCCCGUGCCGCCAUGGAGCUUCAGCCUCUCGUGCGCCGGUGAGCCGCAUCCAGCCGAGGGCGGCUCAAAUUCAACAGAGUGACUCUUGCGUCUUUCAUGCCGUGACAUCGGGGGUGUUGUUACCUUGCAGAGACAUAAAGAGUCGCUUGGCGGAGAUUUGGUCGACAUGCAAGAGGACGAUAACUAUUGGCGUGUGACUGGCGGCAACAUCUGCAGCUCAUCGCAAUAAAAGGAUGAGCACUACAGGUCCUGCAGUGACUGCCGCCAUGCUCUAAAGACAACCCGCCGGCCACCAUGAAAGGGUUAGGAGCCAACCGCAGACGACAUCUCUCUGAUGCGUGUGAGCCAGCAGGGUGCCCGCAGAAAGCUCUCUGCCCUUUGACCUCUGAUUCUCACUGCUCCUUCAUGUUAAGCCCAACCAUCAAGCACUAUGGCACCCUGGAUCCUCACUUCCACCAGUAUGCACCCACUAGCCCAACCGCCUUAGCUCCAGACUGCCUUCUGCCUUUCAACCAGAUGUCCAACAGCAGCACCUUCCCUCGUCUCCACUUCACCCCGCAGGCAGAGCAGUCGGACUGUCCCCAAGACUGUAUGGCAGGCAGUGCGGGAGCAGGGCAGCGCAGUAGGGCAGGUACACUAUCCACCUCUGCGACAACGGGCAGGGGCCUGGGUUUGGGUCUCACUGGCACUCCCAUGAUCACAAGUGGAUCAGCCACCAUCUCCUCUGCAGCGGCAGCCAAAAUGAAUCGAUUACCAUCCAACAUCUUGGAUCAACUGGAACGGCAUCUGCCCCUGCAGCGGGACGGCUUUAGCACUUUGCAAUUUCACAGAGGACGUAUGUCAAAACAAAGGAGUGAGAGUCCAGGGCGGAUACGCCACCUGAUGCAUUCUGUGCAGAAGCUCUUUGCCAAAUCUCAAUCCCUGGAAAACGCUUCCGUAAAAGGAAAUGCAAUCACGGGAACCGGUGAGGACAGCGGUAGACCCCCCCAGAGGAGCAAGAGUAAAGAUAGGGCUAAGACUGAAGGACAAAAGCAGAAAUCAAGGGCAAAUGCAUUAGGCCUGUGGAGCUCAGACAACGCUCUUGACAGUGAUACUACCAAAGCCGGCACCGUUGCUGUUGGUUACCGCAACCCAUUAUGUAUGAUGACACUUGGUAGAGCGAUAUCAGACAUCCAGGCCCACCCUAGACAUAUCUCACAGGGCUACAACACCAUUUCUGCACAUUCUCUCAAGUCCUCAAAAAGCAGCAGUGACCUCAAGCUCCUGGGGUGUCCCAGAUCAAAGGUUGGAUCCAAGGACGGAGAAGGAAUAGCUCGGAGCAAGGAUGAUACGCUCGUGAAGAGGGGAUCCUGGUCCAAUCUCACCUUUAAUCAGGCCCGGCAAGUGUUGCAGAAAGGCUCGGCUACAGUCAACAGGACCCUUUUAAAAACAAAGUCAUGCCACCAGGAUCUGGCCAACCAGUUCCUUCAGGUUCCACUAGGUGAAUGGGCUGGCACGUUAGGGCCCGGCCGAGCCAAAGGAACAGAAAUUCCAUGUCGAAGGAUGCGCAGUGGCAGCUAUGUGAAAGCAAUGGGAGACACGGAGGGCAGCGAUGACUCAGAGGGUAGCCCCAAACCUUCUCCCAAAUCUGCAGCCCGUCGCCAGAGCUAUCUGAAGGCCACUCAGCAGUCCUUCAGUGAGCAGCAGCCUCCUCCACCUGCAUGCAAGCCUCGUUGCUACGCUCUCAUGCGGGAGGAUUUUCUUUGGUCUCCACUACAGAGUGCAUGCUCUAUGCAGCAUCUGAGCUCCCUGCCCUCCCUAAAAGAGCUGUCCACAAAUCGGAGCCUUGACAACUUAGACUGCCUGGUGAGCCCACUGAAGACAUCACCGGGCCACGGACGGAAAGAUUUCAGCCAUUGCUCCGCUACUUUAACCAGAGGACCCGCCGUUCAGGUAUGCGGGCGUGGCUUUGGGCACUCUCUUCCGCACUGUGAAGGGGAAUCACAGGCAGUGGAGGCAUUGGACCUUCCUGCGGCUACCUGCUUUAGGUCACGCAGCCAUAGCUACUUGAGGGCCAUCCAGGCUGGUUGCUCCCAGGAUGAAGAUACGGCCUCUGUGGACUCCGACUCACCACCGCCCACUGCCAAAACCUACAACUCAAACACCAUCAACAGUAGGAAGGCUCCACCUCCAGUCCCACCCCGCACCACCUCCAAGCCUCUCAUCUCGGUGACACUUCAGAGCAGCACAGAAUCCGCCCACGACACGUACCUUGACCAACAAGACCACGCCAGUGAAGCCAACAGCCAAUCAGGACGCAGCACUUCCUCUGAGAGUCUCUGUAGCAUCCGCACCAGUGAUCUGGCUAAGAGGAAGCAGGCUCCCACGACUGACCCAGCCGCUUCCCUUGCACCUGCUGUAGCCUCUGUGCCCCCUGUUCCAGCUCCUCGUGACCUUCCACCCACUACCUCUUCCACCACUUCAACAUUGGCUCAGCCCCAAAAUGACUCCCUGAACACUGGCGUCACUUUGGAGCAGCCCCCCACUGCACCCAAACGAAAACUAUCCUCCAUUGGAAUUCAGGUGGAUUGCCUUCAGCCGGACCCAAGAGAGGAACUUUUACCCUUGACUGCCCCCCUUAAAUUCCAGUCAAUUGGAGUUCAAGUGGAGAACGGCAGGCCUCUUAGCCGGGACAGCAGCAUGGCCUCCAGACAAAAUACAGCGACCGAGCCUCAGGAGCCGCCCCACGGAGCCGCACCCUUGGAAAGCAACAAAGCCAAUGGCACCAGCCCCAAAACCACAAAUUCUAACGAAUCCAAGGCGAAGGACAAAGCCACAGAACAGCGUUCUCUUAAACAAACCUCAACUCCACUGGGAAUGUCCACCUCACCCCCACAGACGCUGGACCCGGCUUUGGAUCCUUCGUCACUGCCACCACCGGAUCCCAGCCUGGUGCGCGGAAACUGCAACGCCCAAGGAGACUCGUCACAAGCCGGCACGCCGGCUUGCCUCCGUGACGGGAACUGGUUCCUGAAGCUGUUGCAGGCAGAAACGGGCCGCAUGGAGGGCUGGUGUCAACAGAUGGAGCAGGAGACCAAAGACAACAAGUUGUCAGAGGAAGUAUUGGGGACUAUCCGCAGCGCAGUCGGCAGCGCCCAACUCCUCAUUUCACAGAAGUUUGAGCAGUUCAAGGGGCUCUGUAAUGAAAACCUGAACGUCAAUGCCGACCCACGGCCAACAGCACAGGACCUCGCGGGGUUCUGGGAUCUGCUGCAGCUCUCAAUAGAAGACAUCAGCAUGAAGUUUGAUGAGCUCUACCAAUUGAGAACCAACAACUGGCAACUUCCGGAGAAAUCGGAGGUCAAUUUUGUUGACAAAUUGGUGUGUGCACCCCGCUUCCCAAAACACAAAGGUGACCUUGCUCUUCGGUCUCCUCAGGUUGAAAACAAGCAGCUUCCAUUGUCCGUGCCAAAGAAGCAAUCGAAGCCCAGGCUAUCGGCUGGGAAGGACAGAAGCGUGGACUCGGCUGUGGACAAGCAGCGACAGGAAGCCAGAAAACGCUUGAUGGCAGCAAAACGUGCGGCGUCUGUGCGACAGAACUCUGCAACGGAGAGCGCCGACAGCAUCGAAAUCUAUGUCCCCGAGGCACAAACUCGCCUAUGAGUAGGCCAUCACCCAUCAUCUGUGUCUGCGUUCACUCAGCGACUCAAAACCGGACCGAACCGAAUCAUCCACACAUGUACAACGGAUGCAUCGGUCCAACAUAUGGAUCCAAACAUUGCGGUCAGCCCUUCAGCGGAACACAAAACAAACAAACAAGCAGGAUGUUGAAUACGAUUGAUAUAAUUGACUUUCUGCUAAUUAUAUUCUCCCCAAGUACCGUAUAUCAAGACUGAGAUGUGCGAGUACCUUUUAGACAAAGACACAGCGAAGAAUCUCGGUGUGGCCCAAGUUUACCGUCUCACAGCUCUUGGGAGUGGACCGACACGUUGUGGUUGCCUGGUUUACGACGUGAGCGACCAUUCACACACACUCAGGAUACACAUGCAGGUGUACUCGCUGACCACAGAGUCUUCCUGUUCUCUUUGUAUAUGGCUGCCACACUUUGGCCGUACUCUUUACCGUGUAAAAGUUAUGGGACGAGGGUAGGAAUGCAGAGAACCAGAGGAAGGCAGUAGCAUAUAUAAAUAUAUAGUAUAAAUAACACACUAUUAUGAUGUUCAUUUUGUAAAUGUUGUAUACCAGAUUAUUUGUUAGAAAGAGCUGUGUGUUCAGUACCCAAGAUAGUUUUUUGUUUUGUUUUGAUUAAUAGAUCAAGUACAUGUCCUGUCAGGUUAUAUUAGCACUUGAUGCAAUCAUUUUUGACUUCACCCCCCCCCCCCCGCCCCCCCACUUAGCUUGUCUCACAAACGCACACUACAUAGUUUGUGUCUGUGAUUGUCAUCAUUUUUAAGUCUUACAUUUGUUGGGUUUGUUUUGAGGUGGUAUUUUGGGAAGCACCGCUCAGCCAAUGAGCUUUGGAGGAAUGUAUUGCACGUAUGCAUUUUGCAGCACAUUCCAACUUGAUCACUGCACUUUCACCUCGGAUCAAGUUUCCUUGUCUUUAUUUUUUCUUUCGUUCACCGAAUCAUUAUGACUUUAGCUGCAACGUGUGACGCAGGGGACCAAGACACCCACCACUUGAUAUGUCAUUCCCAUUUACCCAGACCUCAUGAGUGUGUGGGAGUUUUCAUACCACUGGAAUGGCUAUGGAAAAGCAAUAAUGAAAUGGAAUUUUAUCAGCGCAUGCAGUGCAGGACAUGCCCAAUGUUAAGUCAUUUUACUAUUUGCCUCGUAAGGCUUUCUUGGCAUGAAGGAUGAAUGUUUCUUUCACUUGUGAACUGUCUUUAUCCACUUCAAUCUCAGGUUGAAAGCUCAAGGUCAGAAGAACCACUACGAAUUGAAUGGAAAUUUACACCAAUCACUAAUGUGAACCAAUUAUGAAAUUGUUCAAAUCCACAAGCUGGUUCAUGCAUAGAUUUUGGUGCAAAGCAGACAUCAGUUUUUGACUCCACUUUUCAUGCCCAGCUGUGUUAAAAGAUGACUAACUGUGGUACUCCCCAUCCAUAUGACACAUCCUCCUCCUUCUAGCUAAAAGGCCUGUAAUUCUAAUCGCAUAUGGUGCUGCAAGGAAUUUCCUUUUUGUGCCAAGACGGCAGUGGUCAUCAACAUCUGUGUCAUUUGAGAUUUAUUUUUUAGGAGGUGUUUUUAUUAUUUAAUGUACUUAAGUCUUAACAAAUGUUUUUUGCAGCACAUCCAACGGUACACACGUGUAGCCUGGCCUGAAGCCCGAUGAAAGUGUCGAGCCACUUGUCAGACUUCACUCGCGUCCAACUGGUCAGUCCCCGCGUUACACUCCAAUUAUAAUGUCCUGCCCAAUUUUGAAUCAAAGCAAAAAUAACAUUGAAUUGUCAAUGUUGACAGUGCAUCCCAUUGUUGUUGAUUUUAUUUUAUUUGUAUUGCAUCAACAGUGGACAUGUGCAUUUCAUUCUCCAAAGAAAUCAUUAAACAUCCCUUUGCUACA